This is a messenger RNA of Cebus imitator (Panamanian white-faced capuchin), 2500 nucleotides long. It is a transcript of the gene ZNF684, whose product is annotated as zinc finger protein 684. Gene Ontology annotation, molecular function: DNA-binding transcription repressor activity, RNA polymerase II-specific. Lineage: Eukaryota; Metazoa; Chordata; Mammalia; Primates; Cebidae. The coding region runs from base 657 to 1793 and encodes 378 amino acids. The record is from RefSeq and is a predicted model, not a curated record. Gene Ontology annotation, biological process: negative regulation of transcription by RNA polymerase II. The transcript is spliced from 5 exons.
CUUCCGCACACGCGCAGUAGGGCGGUAAGCGGUAUUCAAUCUUCAAAUCGGCUCUGCGAGAAGCGCCGGCGGGGGCUGCUCCCCCAGUCUCUGGACUAUGCUGUGACUAAUCCCACGCUUGGAGCCGUAGCUGCGAGCGAGGCAGUGAAAGGGUGGCAGGUAUGGCUUUGCUGGACUCGGAGGACGUAAGAGAAAGGCGGGGACUGGCUUCUGUCUACCCUACCGAAGAUAAAACUUUACAGUCUCCAAGUGCUGUGACUUCAGGCUUGGAUAUGUGGGUCCCGUUCAACUCGAGUAGCUGAGAGAAAGCAAGAGUUGGGCACCGAGAGGCACUGACUGGGUAGAUGCAUUCUUGCUCUUGUAGGUCAAGGUCACUGUGUAGGAGUCUAUUCAUCUAACUGUACCUUUCUUGGUUCCAAGAGCAUAGUUGGCCCGACCGGAGCAAUUUUAAGCCAUUUCAAGGGAUCCAGUGGAAACUGUAAGCCAUUUCAAGGGAUCCAGGAAGAAAGCAUUCUUGAGAAACUGCUGUGCAUUCGAAGGGUAUUCUCAGCAAUCAUUUGAAGUAAAUGUUAUCAUCAUUUUGCAUAUGAAUUAACUGAAAGGUGAAAUUACUUGCCUGGACUGACAGCUUAAUUUCUGUCUAAGAGCUGCAGAAAAUGAUCAACUUCCAGGAAUCAGUGACAUUCCAGGAUGUGGCUGUGGAUUUCACCCCAGAGGAGUGGCAGCUGCUUGAUUGUGCUGAGAGAACCCUGUAUUGGGAUGUGAUGUUGGAGAACUAUAGAAACCUCAUCUCAGUGGGUUGUCCAGUUACCAAAACGAAAGUGACCCUCAAGGUAGAGCAAGGACAAGAGCCAUGGAUGGUGGAAGGAGUAAACCCACACCAGAGCUCUCCAGAAUCUGACUGCCCUCUUGUUGAUGAACCAGGGAAGCAUUGGGAAAGCAAAGACAAUUUUUUGAAGUCAGUUUUGCUCACGUUCAAUAAACUUUUGACUAUGGAGAGAAUCCACCAUUAUAAUAUGAGCACAAGUUUUAAUCCAAUGGAAAAAAAAUUAUAUAAAUCAUCUGAGAAGCAUUUGCCACCUAAUUUAGACUUACUUAAUUAUAAUAGAAGUUAUACUGGAGAAAACACUUAUGAAUGCAGGGAAUGCGGGAAAGCUUUCAAAAAGAAGUUUCAUUUCAUUAGACAUGAAAAAAAUCAUACAAGGAAAAAACCUUUUGAAUGCAAUGACUGUGGGAAAGCCUACAGCAGGAAGGCACACCUUGCAACUCAUCAGAAAAUUCAUAAUGGAGAGAGACCCUUUGUGUGCAAUGAUUGUGGGAAAGCGUUUACACAUAAAGCCCAACUCGUGGUCCACCACAGACUUCACACUGGAGAGAAACCUUAUGAGUGCAGUCAAUGUGGGAAAACAUUCACCUGGAACUCCUCAUUUAAUCAACAUGUGAAAUCUCACACACUUGAGAACUCAUUUGAAUGUAAGGAAUGUGGGAAAACCUUCAGGUAUAGUUCAUCCCUUUACAAACAUUCCAGAUUUCAUACCGGAGAGAAACCCUACCAAUGUAUCAUAUGUGGCAAAGCCUUUGGCAACACAUCUGUGCUUGUUACACAUCAAAGAAUUCAUACAGGAGAGAAACCUUAUGGAUGUAUUGAAUGUGGCAAAGCCUUCAUCAAGAAGUCUCAUCUCCUUAGACAUCAGAUAACUCAUACAGGGGAGAAGCCCUAUGAAUGUAACAGAUGUGGGAAAGCAUUUUCUCAGAAGUCAAAUCUUAUCGUACAUCAGAAAAUUCAUACAUAAUAUUCAUUUUAUGAACAUGAGAAGGCCUUAUGAAAUAUUUGCUAAAUCUUAUUAAAUACUAAAGAAUUCAUGGUAAGGAGACAUCUACAAUUUAAAUGAAUUUGUAAGAGUAGAUUCCCUUAAAAAACAAUGCCAAUCAUGUUCUGGAAGUGAUAAUAAACUUUUUACAGAAAAUAUUACAGAAAACAACUAUAAAUAAUAGAGCUUAAAGCUUGGAAAGUAAGCAUAACUUAAAUAAUCUAAGAACCAGUGAAAACUACAUUUACCAUUCCUGACUUUUACUUUUUAUAAUAAAAUAAUUCUGCAAGUGAGUAUAAAAUACAUGCUUAUACGUUAUAUUAAAUUAUGCCUAUUAAGAGUUUCUGCAGUAAAUAACACAUUUUUCCUUCCAGUGUUAACAUGCAUAAUUAAUCAAGAAAAUGUGGUUUAAUAUGUAGUAUGAAUUUCAGUAAUAUUUUCAUCCAUUUGCUGGCACUCUUAAUGGGCAUGACAAUGUUACUGAAUCUGAGUCUCCUUUAAUUGCACAACUGAAGACUUCUUAUUAAAAUUCAUAAAGAUAUGUUCCUGUGUAUGUAAAUACCAGAACAAAAACUUUAACAAGACACUAAUCGAGGAGAGAAAGGCACUCGUAUUCUGUAUUACAAUAAGUAUUCAGUUGAGGAAAAGAAUUAUUUAAAUAUGUAAAUAAAUAAUUUGCACUUCAAAUA